CAAUUUCUUACUCCUUGGGUUGACCAUCUUGGAAAUCGACAUUGCAGCCGAUUUUUUGUCAACGACAGCUGGGCAACAACUGUUCACCAGACGAGCGAUCCGGUGACAAUCAACAUGGCUUCUUCAGCCGCCGGAACUACGCCCGUGGCCCUGAAUGCGCUGACCGACACGACCGUGACCCUCAUCCAACAGCUCGAGACGGUGCUUCUGGCCAUCAACGGCGGCAAAGACACUCCUCAGCAGACCGACACCUCCUCCGUCGACACCUUCCCCUUGGCCCGUGAUUCGGCCUCGCUUAUUAAGGCGCACUCAACCAAGAUUUCUGUCCUCAUCAUCAACGAGCCCUUCACACCCUCCGCCAUUAUCAAAGUCUUGCGCGAGCUCGUCAGCGGGCCGAUUCCCGGUGUCGCCACAGCCGCCCAGGCAUGCGACGCGGAACGCUACACCUCGACUGUCCGGAAAGAUCUGGCAUGGAAGUGCUACACUGUAUUGAAGGAGCUUAGGGGGCUGGUGGAAAAGAUCCCUAGGGAUGGCAAGAUCCUUUCGGCGGCGCAAAAGUCGGGUUCUGCGGGAGCUGCGGGCAAGGGCAGCAUGGCCUCCACGGGUGUCAUCUGGUCCGCCUGCGAUGAUUUGAUGCAGUUCUCCAACGGCGGCGUUGGUGGAUGCUUUAUCAAGAAAGUCGAGGAAUUUAGAGCGACUUUGAAGGAUGUCAUGGAGGAACUCAAGGAGUGGGGCGAGGAGGAGCCCGACGACGACGAUGACGACGACAACGACACGGACGGUUUGGAUCACGAUUCUGCGCUGGGUUCCAUGAUGCCUUCGACCCAAGAGAUGAUUGACGACAUGAUGUCUGGUCAAGGAACGAUCCCUCGCGACGACCCCGACAAUAUCCGCAAUCGCCUCGAGUCUUGCCUGAAGCGUCUGAGACUGACCACGCUUCUCUACCAAGCCAUCGUAAAGAGACGGUUGAAGACUCUUCCCUCGCUUCCUUCUGAGAACUCCAAUGUUCCUAAGCGACUCGACGAGGCGAUGCGCAUUCUCAGGAAGUUGCCCCACAUGUUUGACGAGCUCGCUGGCGCAUUUUACGAGCUCUCACCUGACGAGAUUGACCGGGUCAUGGAUCUCUGCUUCAACGAGAUCGUUGCCCUUUCUGAGUUGCUGAAGUCACCAUGGGCCGGGGAGAAAGACGAGUUUUCCGAAUGGGCGGUGAAGUUCCAAGCCGAGAUCAAGAAGGGCUGAACACCUCAUAUCAGCCUGCCCACGAGCAUGGGUUCACAUCGUAUUUAGAUGCACACGGGAGCUACGACGACCUUGCCUCCCUUCACCCCGCCACUCCCCAUCCGCCACAUCCAAGCGGCUACGAGUUGCAUCCCGACAUGCAGAGGUCCGGCCGAAGAGCAAGGAUCAUGCGCAUUUCGCCCUGCGCCAUGACCGAGUCGAGGCAGUGAAUGGUCAGUCGACGCUAGGCUAGCCGACGGGUGGUGGUCGCAAGGCUACUGGGCCUGAGACAUGGUGACUUGGGAGUCUUUGAGGGGCACCAUCACCUGUUGGAGGGUGUGG
Colletotrichum destructivum is the source of this 1560-nucleotide messenger RNA. RefSeq names its product Putative cyclin-D1-binding protein. Gene Ontology annotation, cellular component: nucleus. The record is from RefSeq and is a predicted model, not a curated record. Lineage: Eukaryota; Fungi; Ascomycota; Sordariomycetes; Glomerellales; Glomerellaceae. The transcript has a single exon. The coding region runs from base 115 to 1239 and encodes 374 amino acids. Gene Ontology annotation, biological process: regulation of cell cycle.